Molecule: messenger RNA, 2689 nt
Organism: Cariama cristata (Red-legged seriema)
Lineage: Eukaryota; Metazoa; Chordata; Aves; Cariamiformes; Cariamidae
Gene: ATP6V0A2
Product: ATPase, H+ transporting, lysosomal V0 subunit a2
Exons: 19
Coding region: 61-2433 (790 amino acids)
Biological process (GO): proton transmembrane transport; vacuolar acidification
Cellular component (GO): vacuolar proton-transporting V-type ATPase, V0 domain; plasma membrane; vacuolar proton-transporting V-type ATPase complex
Molecular function (GO): ATPase binding; proton-transporting ATPase activity, rotational mechanism
Source: RefSeq, a predicted model, not a curated record
AACCCAAACGUAAGUGUAUUUCAGAGAAAAUUUGUGAAUGAAGUAAAGAAGUGUGAAGAAAUGGAAAGAAUACUUGGGUAUUUAGUACAAGAAAUUAAAAAGGCGGAUAUUCCACUUCCUGAAGGAGAUGUUGCUCCUCCUGCCCCCUUGCUGAAACACAUUUUAGAAAUCCAGGAACAGUUGCAGAAGCUGGAGACAGAAUUGAGGGAAGUAACUAAAAACAAAGAAAAGUUGAGGAAAAACCUGCUUGAACUGACAGAAUACACAUGCAUGUUAGAGGUCACACAGAGAUUUGUCAGGAGAACAGCUGAGUAUGAAUCUCAUUUACAUGCAAAUUAUGAAGAAUUUCCGUCUGUGGAAAAUGAGCCAUUAGUGGAUUACAACUGUAUGCACAGACUGGGUGCCAAGCUGGGAUUCAUAUCUGGGUUAGUUCACAUAGCAAAAGUUGAAGCAUUUGAAAAAAUGCUGUGGAGAGUCUGUAAAGGCUAUACUAUUCUUACAUAUGCAGAGCUGGAUGAGUGUCUGGAAGAUCCUGAUACAGGCGAAACCACAAAAUGGUUUGUUUUUUUAGUGUCCUAUUGGGGUGAACAAAUUGGACAGAAAGUUAAGAAGAUUUGUGACUGCUAUCACUGUCAUGUGUAUCCAUAUCCAAAUAACAUGGAGGAGCGCAAGGCAGUUAUUGAAGGACUAAAUGUUCGUAUUCACGAUCUUCAUACUGUGCUGCAUAAAACUGAGGAUUACUUACGCCAGGUCUUGUGUAAAGCAUCUGAAUCCAUCUAUACAUGGGUUAUCCAAGUGAAGAAGAUGAAAGCCAUUUAUCAUGUACUCAACCUGUGCAGUUUUGAUGUCACAAACAAAUGUUUAAUUGCUGAGGUUUGGUGUCCAGUGGCUGAUCUGCAAAAUUUGCGCCAUGCGUUGGAGGAAGGUUCAAGGAAGAGUGGAGCUACAAUUUCUUCAUUCAUGAAUACCAUCCCAACAACACAACCUCCUCCAACUUUGAUACGUACCAAUAAAUUCACCUCAGGGUUCCAAAACAUUGUUGAUGCUUAUGGAGUUGGAAACUAUGGGGAAGUUAAUCCAGCUCUCUAUACCAUCAUCACUUUUCCCUUCUUGUUUGCGGUUAUGUUUGGAGACUUUGGGCAUGGUCUACUAAUGUUCAUAUUUGCACUCCUGGCAAUACUGUAUGAAAACCACCCUAGGUUACAAAGAUCACAAGAUGAGAUAAUGAAAAUGUUAUUUGAAGGCCGAUAUGUUAUUUUAUUAAUGGGUCUGUUUUCUGUGUACACUGGAUUGAUCUAUAAUGACUGUUUUUCAAAGUCGUUAAAUAUAUUUGGUUCUGGAUGGAAUGUUUCAGCAAUGUUUGAACAGCAGGUUUGGCGUCUUGAGGAUCUAAAGUCUAAUCAAUUUUUAACACUGGAUCCAAAUGUUUCUGGUGUAUACAAUGGAGCUUAUCCCUUUGGAAUUGAUCCGAUAUGGAAUUUGGCAAGCAACCGUCUCAGUUUUUUAAAUUCUUUCAAAAUGAAAAUGUCUGUGAUUUUUGGAGUGACUCACAUGACGUUUGGAGUUGUAUUGGGGGUAUUUAACCACUUACAUUUCAAGAAGAAGUAUAAUAUCUAUUUGGUUUUUCUUCCUGAACUUUUAUUCAUGAUGUGCAUCUUCGGCUACCUUGUGUUUAUGAUCUUCUUUAAAUGGUUAGCAUACUCUGUAGAGGAGUCUACAUCUGCUCCUAGCAUUCUGAUUCAAUUUAUUAACAUGUUCCUGUUUCCUGGUGGUGAAACAGAGGUCUUCUACAGCGGACAGGUUGCUCUGCAGAGGUUUUUACUUAGUAUUGCUUUUCUUUCUGUUCCUGUAAUGCUUUUUGGUAAACCACUUUAUUUAUAUUGGUUGCACAGUGGAGGCCGAGGCAUUAGAAUGUACAGGAGCGGCUACAAGCUAAUUCGAAAAGAAAGUGAGGAAGAACUUUCUCUGCUGAGAUGUCAUGAUGUAGAAGAAGGAAGCAGUCAUUCCGACAGUGGGCACAGAGAGGUGGAUGGAGAGGAGCUUAAUUUUGCAGAUGUUUUUAUGAAUCAAGCAAUUCACACCAUUGAAUACUGUCUAGGAUGUAUUUCUAAUACAGCCUCAUAUCUGAGACUCUGGGCAUUAAGUCUUGCUCAUGCACAGUUGUCAGAAGUUCUGUGGCAGAUGGUGAUGAGAGUGGGUCUUCGUGUGGAUACAACAUAUGGUGUCUUACUGCUAGUCCCUGUUCUAGCCUUUUUUGCUGUGCUAACAGUUUUUAUUCUUUUGGUCAUGGAGGGGCUUUCUGCUUUUCUCCAUGCUAUACGACUUCACUGGGUGGAAUUUCAGAACAAAUUCUACUCUGGUGGAGGAUACAAGUUUACGCCUUUCUCUUUUAAGCACAUUUCUUUACAUUUUAAUAAAGAUGAUACGGCAUAGUUUGGUUGCUGUCAGCAGAAAUGUUUGGAAUUGUCUGCAAAGAAUGACGUGAUUGGAUCUCACUUCUGAAUGGUUUCUUACAGGAAAAAGUGUUUUUCACUGAUUGCCUUAUAAUGCAGCCAAAUAAUUCUGUAAUAUAUACCUCCCAUAGAAAUACAGAGCAGAUCUGGAGCAUCUUGUAAAGCAUACAGAUACAAAAUGUACAUUUUUCUUGAUAGACUAAUGUUGUAAAUUAAUUUUAUUCUUAAAAAAAAAA